AUGCAAAUCAACAUCGCUUACGUCGUCGCUGGUCUCCUUGUCUUUGUCUCAUCAAACCUUGGUGAAGCCGAUGCUCGCAUGAUGACCACGAGCUACAAAGGUGCCGAAGCUCAUCGUGAACAUAAACGUCAGGCCGCUGGAUAUGUUCCACACACCGCUACUGCUUAUGGCGGCCCCAACAAUUCCGCAACUGCUCAACCAGUCAUGGGAAGUGGAAGCGUCCAUAACGUGGCAGCGAUGCCUACACCACCUAUCAACACACCUGUUGAGGGCUCAUCUCACCCGGAAUCAGGCUCAAUUGUUUCGCCGAUUUCUAAAGCGCCCGUCUCUGCUACCAACCCACUGCCUCCUUACUCUUCGCGUCCUAACGCUUCAGCUGGAAGUGCCCCCGAAGCGUCCAGCCCACAAAUGCUUUCGCCUACCUCUCAACGCCCUGUUGGGGGCCCAUCUCCUGCGGAUUCAGGUUCAAUUGUUUCGCCAAUUUCCAAAGUUCCCGUCUCUGCCACCAUCCCACUUCCUCCUUACUCAUCGCGUCCUAACGACUCGGCUGGAAGUGCUCCUGAAGCGUCCAGUUCACAAACCCAUUCGCCCACCUCUCAACGCCCUGUUGGGGGCUCAUCUCCAGCGGAUUCAGGUUCAAUUGUUUCGCCAAUUUCGAAAGUCCCCGUCUCUGCCACCAUCCCACCGCCUCCUUACUCAUCGCUUCCUAACGGUUCAGUUGAAAGCGGUCCCACAGCAUCCAGCCCGCAAAUCCUUUCGCCUACCUCUCAACACCCUGUUGGCGUAGACUCACCAUCAUCAUCAGGAUCUGAAGGCCCAGUCCCAGCACCUAUCAAUGGCGAAGAAACUAGUACUUCAUCUGGACCCCCUCAUCACGGAAAGGCGCCUACCACUCCAAUUACUCGGGCUUCUCCCGUUCAAUCAUCAGGCGGAUCUCCUUUUCCUUUGUCUGCCUCUACGCCUAUUCCCAACGGUGACGUCGACACAUCUCCCAUCCCCAUCCCAUCAGGCGGUCCCCGAGGGACACCGACUCCAUUCGGAAGUAACGCUCCUCUUCCAACCGCUGCCCGACCGCUUAUUGCACCGGGAGUUGGAUUUGGAGGACCUGGACCCGUGCUCGGUGGACCGGCCUUUGGAGGCCCCGUCCCUGUACUUGGUGGACCGGCCUUUGGAGGCCCCGUCCCUGUACUUGGUGGACCGUCCUUUGGAGGUCCCAUUCCUGUGGCCCAUCAGAAGGAUUAUUCGGUGGCCCACAUUUCGGUGUUGGAGCACAAGUUGGUCAAGGAGUCGGUCUUGGUCCAGCAGGUGUUGGAGCUGGUGCAGGCUUUGGUGUUGGAGCUGACUUUGGUGUCGGUCAAGGCCUAG
This is a messenger RNA of Melampsora larici-populina 98AG31, 1365 nucleotides long. RefSeq lists its product as uncharacterized. The transcript has 6 exons. Lineage: Eukaryota; Fungi; Basidiomycota; Pucciniomycetes; Pucciniales; Melampsoraceae. The record is from RefSeq and is a predicted model, not a curated record. Bases 1 to 1365 code for a protein of 454 amino acids.